CGACAGGCAAAUUCUGCUGACGCUGGUUUUCCAUUGCUGAGAAGCCCUCGGCAGGAUGGGCAAAAGCCAAAAGAAGACCGGCAAGGGCCGUCUGGAUAAGUGGUACAAGCUAGCAAAAGAGCAAGGCUACCGGGCUCGUUCGGCAUUCAAGCUAAUUCAGAUCAACAAGAAGUACCAGUUCCUCGAGUCUGCACGAUGCUGUAUCGAUCUCUGUGCUGCCCCGGGUGGCUGGCUUCAGGUAGCCUCGAAAGCCAUGCCGCCUAACAGCGUCAUCGUCGGCAUCGACCUUGUUGCCAUCAAGCCCAUCGCUCGCUGUGUCACCAUCGCAGAGGACAUCACCACCGAUGCUUGUAGGAGAGCGAUAAGGGCAGAGGUCAAAGACUGGAAAGCAGAUGUCGUGCUACACGACGGAGCGCCCAACGUGGGCACAGCAUGGAUUCAGGAUGCUUUCACACAGGCAGAGCUCGUCCUUGCUUCUCUCAAGCUCGCCACUGAGUUUCUCGCACCGGGCGGUACAUUCGUCACAAAGGUGUUCAGAUCGAGCGACUACAAUUCACUCAUGUUCGUCUUCAAUCAGCUGUUCAAGCGGGUCGAAGCGACAAAACCACCCUCUUCGCGUAAUGUCUCAGCAGAGAUUUUUGUCGUCUGCCAGGGUUUCCUCGCACCGCGCAAGAUCGAUCCCCGCUUUCUCGAUGCCAAAUCGGUCUUCUCAGAUCUCGACAUGAUGGCAGCUACGUCUGCCAAGUCUGCAGGCGAGGACACAGAAGCAGAGGGAGGAAAGCCGAGGAAGAUCAACAAACUUACUCCCAACGCACUCAACGUGUUCCACCCCGAAAAGAAAAGACGUAAUCGAGAAGGAUAUGCAGAUGGAGAUUACACGCUGCAUCACACGACGCCCGCAAACGAGUACAUCACAACGCGGGAUCCUAUCGACUUGCUUGCGCGCACGAACAAGAUCUCUUUCGAGUCGACCGAAGAGCUUGAGCUGCUCAAGAAUGCAGAGACCACAGAAGACAUCAGGGUGUCUUGUGAGGAUCUCAAAGUGCUCGGCAAGCGGGAGUUCAAGCAACUGCUCAAAUGGCGCAGCAAGAUUCGACUACAGCGCGGCCUCGACGUCAAGCACGUUCCAGCACCCGAAGAGACUGCUGUUGAGGUCGAGCCACUGAAUGAAGAAGAGGAGCUCGAGCAGGAAGUUGACAGGCUCAAGACGGAGGAAGCGAACAGGAAGCGGCGCGAUAGGCGGAGACUGAACGAGAAGAAAGCGAGAGAUCUGCAGCGUAUGCAGCUGCAUAUGACCACACCCGCCGAUAUCGGUCUAGAGCGACAAGAUGGCAUGGACAAUAUCUUUGAGCUUUCUGCUAUCGAUGGUCGGUCGAACCGCAUAGGUCAGACGGGUUUCGACAGCGAUGACGAAGAGAGCCUACGUCCAUCGAAGCCAAAGCAGAUCAUACCUCAUGUUGAGGACGAAUCGGACGAAGACGAAGACAUCAGCGAUGAGGAAGAGCUUCGCAUCCGUCAAGCCGAACGAGAUCUUGAUCGGCAGUAUGAUUCGUACCAGAACAGGAAGCUCGAGAAGGACUCUCGCUACCAAGUCAAAGAGGCGAGGAAGAAGCGCGAUGCCGAAGAAGGCGUCUGGGGCGGUAUAGAAGAUGCGGCACAAUCUUCAGAGGACGAGAUGACCCUUGGCGCAGCCUCGCAAAAGCGAGCGAGGCAGCUCGAUUCGGACGAUGAAGAGGUGGACGAAUCUGAUGUAGAGGGCGAUGUGGAUGCAGAAGCAGAGGCCAUCAUGGCUUCUCGUGGUCAUGUGCGUAGCAAGGAGGGCAAGCUCAUCCAAUCGCUCGUCAAUAAGAAAGCUGGCACUGCUGAGACGAAAGCGCGCGCGGCCGAUCUCUGGUUCGACCAGCCUGCUUUUAGGGAUAUACAAGGUCUCGACGCCCUCAUGGGCCUAGAGGAUGCUUCUCCUUCCGUUCCGAGCUCUGCCGACGAAGGAAAAGAGGAGGACGAAGAAGUAGACAUGCUGCCCGAUAUCGAGGAUCGAGAGGAUUCGGACGAGAGCGGGUUUGAAGAGGUCGCAAUGGACGCCGACCCUGACGAGUGGCUCAAAGCGGGCGAGGAAGAGGAGGAACGGAAGCGCGAAAGGAUCGAGCGUCUGGGACUGACGACGGUGGAGGCUGUCAGUAUAGCACAACGACUGGUCAAUCGCGAAGUGACAAAGGAUGAACUGCUCGACGAAGGCUUUACGCGACAUGCCUUCAAUGAUAAGGAUGGGCUGCCUUCUUGGUUCCUAGACGACGAGAUGAAGCACUUUCGACACAACAUUCCUGUGACCAAGGAAGCUUCGGACGCUCUCAAGGAGAAGGUGAGAGCGCUGAAUGCACGACCGAUCAAGAAGAUCGCCGAGGCGAAAGCGAGGAAGAAGAUGCGUACGCUCAGACGAUUGGAGAAGGCGCAGAAGAAGGCAGACACGGUCAAUGAGACUGAUGACAUUACCGAGAAGGAGAAGGCGGCUAGUAUUGCUAAGAUCCUGGCCAAGAGCGGCGGGAACAAGCCUGCCAAGCGGAGAGAGAUCAAGGUCGUGGUGGCCAAAGGUGCCAAUCGCGGUCAAAAGGGUCGUCCGAAAGGUGUCAAGGGUCGCUAUAAAAUGGUUGAUCCUCGAGGCAAGAAAGAGAUUCGUGCAGAGAAGAGGAUCGCACGAAGGGAUGCAGGCAAGAAGCCAAAAUCGAGUCGGCAUCACUAGACGGAGUAGUGCUUGGGGUUUGCUCUCUGCUUGUUGUCAAGUUGCAAUCAAUUGUACAACGUCCAUUGGGUCCCCGUCACUGGCCUGCAGCAUUCCUCUGCUCCUCUAACCUCUUGACGAUGAACAACGAAGAGUCCAAGAAGCGGUCAACGCAG
Molecule: messenger RNA, 2892 nt
Organism: Mixia osmundae IAM 14324
Lineage: Eukaryota; Fungi; Basidiomycota; Mixiomycetes; Mixiales; Mixiaceae
Exons: 6
Coding region: 56-2737 (893 amino acids)
Biological process (GO): rRNA methylation; maturation of LSU-rRNA from tricistronic rRNA transcript (SSU-rRNA, 5.8S rRNA, LSU-rRNA); maturation of 5.8S rRNA from tricistronic rRNA transcript (SSU-rRNA, 5.8S rRNA, LSU-rRNA)
Cellular component (GO): nucleus; preribosome, large subunit precursor; nucleolus
Molecular function (GO): rRNA (uridine-2'-O-ribose)-methyltransferase activity; rRNA (guanine) methyltransferase activity
Source: RefSeq, a predicted model, not a curated record